CAUACAACAUGAUCGCAUCCCUACACGACGAUUCAAUUAAAGGACUGUCAAGCCUUAAGGAACUUCAUCUCAAAAACAAUCCGCUCUACUGUGACUGCCAGCUGCGCCGGCUCGUUGAGACAUCACAGGACCGGCAGUCCCAGCUCAAAGUAAUCGACGCCGUGUGUAGUGAGCCCGAAAAUCUGAAGGGGAGUGACAUAAGGAACGUCACCCUAGGGAAUCUCAGCUGCAGAAAUGGCGGCGUUUGUGUGGAAAACGGAACGGACUACACGUGUUCAUGCAAGAAUGGGUGGACAGGAAAGAACUGUGAACUCGUCGUCUGUACCUGGUCUGGACAUUGUAACGACCGUGGAACGUGUGUCCCAACAUCAACCAAUACAGACUAUACAUGUAACAAUUGCGCUUUAGGGUGGAAAGGAAAAAGUUGCCAUCUCGUUGAUUGCAGCAGUGGAUCGUUUUGCACAAAUGGCGGCGUUUGUGUGGAAAACGGAACGGACUACACGUGUACAUGCAAGAAUGGGUGGACAGGAAAGAACUGUGAACUCGUCGUCUGUACCUGGUCUGGACAUUGUAACGACCGUGGAACGUGUGUCCCUACAUCAACCAAUACAGACUAUACGUGUAACAAUUGCGCUUUAGGGUGGAAAGGAAAAAGUUGCCAUCUCGUUGAGGCGUCAACAUCUCAAGCGCCGAAACCACAAUCAACUGCCUCGUCUACUACGGAAUCGUUGACAUCUGUGUACAUCGGCGUCGGGGUUGGCUCCUUUGUGUUGGUUGUCAUCAAUGUAGCAGUUAUUGUCAUCGUAACAAAGAAGCUCCGAAGAAGAAAUACUCCCAUGCCAAACACCUUUACUCCCCAGAUAAAUGAGGGGAGAGAGUAUCAAACACUGACAGCCCGUGGUCUCAUAGAAAGCGUUUAUGAUCGCAUAGCAGACCGUGAUGUGCAUUUGAGCGAGUAUGAAAACUUAAAGAUUGCCACAGAGACGAGUUUUCAGUCUACCGUCCCCCCAAUACAGGGUGCCACUAGCAGCACGGAUGACGUUACCUAAGACCAAUAACUUCAAAGCUGUCGUAAGACAUAUCAAAACCACUGACAACGAAAUACUAGCCGUUACGUUAAACGAGUGUCAUUUGCAACAUUACACCAGUGCCAACAGAUCUUUCAAUUGGUAUACAUGCCCCGCUUAAAAAAAACAAGCGAUUGUUCCUUCGCACAAAACACGAAGGACAUCAGAUUGUUAUAUACACAUGUAUGCAACCUUGUCAAGUAGGAAGGAAUAAUUUAUAUUGUAAAAGAUAAAUAAAACAAAAGGUUAAUUAUUUGCAUUCGUAUUCAUAAAUUAUAUAUCACAAAAGAAAUACCAAAUACAAAUGUAGACGUGAAAACAUGUUUAGAUAAUAUGUUUUCUCUCAAACCGGUAUAUGUUUAUUGAUGUUUGCGACCAAUUGUUUGUGUGUGAUUUUCCUUAAAGUCCUUACAUGAUAUUCUAACAUUAAACUAUUUCUCUGUCGCUUCAUUUCGUGGUGUGCGUUCGGUUUAUAUUAUGUUUAUUCUUGAUGUACAAUAACGCUGCACAAUGUGAAUGUAUAUUUACAUAUGUUUUACGGUUAUCGCUAUGCCAUGCAGCAAAAUACUCCAAUCUUAAACGACGAGUUCAGAGUAAAGCCGUCACAUUUUGAAUUGCUGAAUCUCUUCUAUUGAAAUAAUGCGAUUUAAGUGCACAAGUUUGCUGAAAAUGCAAAAGAAUAAAUUUUAACAACGUUUCUUUUUAUUUUUAUUAAUGAAAUCUUAAGUUAAUUGACCGUUGGCUUAAUAUUCGUCGUCCGGAAUGCGCUAGAUGUUGGACAAAACAGACAAUAUUAUGGCAGUACAAAUGAAUUUGACCCUUGUUAAUUCAUUUUAAAACCGCAUACCGUAUCAAGUAUACUUAUUUCGAUACAACUAUCAUUGUUCAAUAACAUGGAUUAGUAUUGUUUGUUAUUUCCACUUUUUAGAUUUUUUUAGAAAUAUUGAGUUCCAGAAUUCUCUUACAAUUUUGAGUAAAUUUGUCAAAAACUAUUGUGCUGUUCUCAUACAUUUGAAUUACCUUUUGUUGCCGUUUCUUAAAUUGUUUUAGCCUGCAAGUAUGGUUUUAUUUCAUAAUGAUUGAUGGACGAAAG
This is a messenger RNA of Dreissena polymorpha, 2160 nucleotides long. Its product is annotated as protein jagged-1-like. Gene Ontology annotation, biological process: establishment or maintenance of epithelial cell apical/basal polarity; heterophilic cell-cell adhesion. The transcript has 8 exons. Lineage: Eukaryota; Metazoa; Mollusca; Bivalvia; Myida; Dreissenidae. Gene Ontology annotation, cellular component: protein-containing complex; plasma membrane. Gene Ontology annotation, molecular function: calcium ion binding. The record is from RefSeq and is a predicted model, not a curated record. The coding region runs from base 9 to 1049 and encodes 346 amino acids.